Molecule: messenger RNA, 3750 nt
Organism: Oryctolagus cuniculus (rabbit)
Lineage: Eukaryota; Metazoa; Chordata; Mammalia; Lagomorpha; Leporidae
Source: RefSeq, a predicted model, not a curated record
CUUUUUAAAGCACAUCAGCUAAAAUGAGUUCUGAAUCUUUAGUCAAUUGCUUAUAACUAUUUACGUUUACUCUACAUUAUGAUUAAUUUGUUUCUUGAAACUUAGCCCGAACUAUAUUGCUCGUAGUGAAGUGGCACAUUUCCAUGUCCUAGUUUUCUCAUCUCUAAAAUGGGAGUGAUAGUAGCACCUAGAGUCUUACUGUAAAGUGUCAGUGAGAUAAUAUACAUGCAUAUAGUUCUUGCCUUGAAUAGUGCCAGGGUAGAUUAAUUUCAGUUACCACAGUAUUGAAGUAACACAGGUUCCCCAGUGACACAGGUCACUCUCCUUUGUUCAGGACUCUGCUCACCUUUUACCUGCUUCCAUAUCUAAAGUAGCAACUUUCGGGGCAGGCACUUGUUAAAGUAGUUAAUAUACUGCCUGGGACACCCACAUCUCCUAUUAGAGUGCCUGGGUUCUAGUCUGGCUCCUUUUCCUGAUUCCAGCAUUCUGCUUAUGCACACCCUAGGAGGCAUCAGGUGAUCCCGUAAGUACUUUGGUACUUGCCACCCAUGUGGGAGACUAAAAUUGAGUUCUGGACACCUGGUUUCAACCUGGCUCACCCCUAGUUGCUGUAGGCAUUUGAGGAGUAAACAAGCAGAUGGAAGAUUGAUGUCUCCUACUCCUCCCUCUCAUGUGUGUGUCCCCGUACCUUACCCUCCCUCGCUUCCUCUUUUUCUUUUUCAAAUAAAUAAAAUAUAAAAAGUAGCAACCUUUGCCUGUCACUUUUUUUUAAUCCCUCUUAUUCUGCCCUUUAGAAAAACACUGGAAACCCGUUUUACUUGUUUAUUACUUGUUUACAGCACCUGAGACACGUUGUUAACCAUCGGUCUCCUCCCUCACUGCCUCCUCCCCUUAGAAUGUGAGUCUGCAUGGGCAGGGCUGCAUUUCCUUCACUGCUGGAUCUGCAGUGCCAGAGCAGUAACUGUCAUGAAGUUGGUGCUCACUGGAUGCUGGUUCAGAUUUGAAGCGUUCAUUACCAUCUGGACUUGGUCUCUCAGAAACCCAAAUUACAUCUCAUGGCUUUGACAGUACCAAAGAGGGGGUUAUUGAAGCAGGAGCGUGUCAAGGUUCCCCAGCACCACCACUGCCAUCUGUUAUGUCUCCUAGCAGGGUGGCAGCUAGUCGACUGGCUCAACAAGGAAGUGAUCUAAUUGUUCCUGCAGGUGGUCAGAGAACACAGACAAAAAGUGGACCAGUUAUUCUAGCAGAUGAAAUUAAAAAUCCUGCCAUGGAAAAGUUAGAACUUGUUCGAAAGUGGAGUCUAAACACUUACAAGUGCACUCGACAAAUUAUCUCUGAGAAGCUAGGCCGUGGCUCAAGAACUGUGGACCUUGAACUUGAAGCUCAGAUUGAUAUAUUAAGAGAUAACAAGAAAAAAUAUGAAAAUAUUUUAAGACUGGCUCAGACAUUGUCAACCCAGCUUUUCCAGAUGGUACAUACCCAAAGGCAACUGGGAGAUGCAUUCGCUGACCUGAGUUUGAAGUCGCUAGAACUUCAUGAAGAAUUUGGCUAUAAUGCAGAUACCCAGAAGCUACUGGCCAAAAAUGGAGAGACUCUUCUUGGGGCCAUUAAUUUUUUCAUUGCCAGUGUGAACACUUUGGUGAAUAAAACAAUUGAAGAUACGUUAAUGACUGUGAAACAGUAUGAAAGUGCCAGGAUUGAAUACGAUGCGUAUCGUACUGAUUUGGAAGAACUGAAUCUUGGACCACGUGAUGCAAACACUCUGCCAAAGAUUGAGCAGUCCCAGCAUCUGUUCCAAGUACAUAAGGAAAAAUAUGAUAAAAUGCGUAAUGAUGUUUCUGUCAAAUUGAAAUUUCUAGAAGAAAAUAAGGUUAAAGUAUUGCACAAUCAGCUGGUCCUUUUCCACAAUGCCAUUGCCGCCUACUUUGCUGGGAAUCAGAAGCAGCUUGAACAGACACUUAAACAGUUCCAUAUCAAAUUGAAAACCCCUGGAGUGGAUGCCCCAUCGUGGCUUGAAGAACAGUAAAUCACACCUGUAGAGAAAGUGGUACUGCUAUGUUUCUAAACCAACCUAACAAGAAGUAGGCGGAAUGGGGCAGGUGAUGAGGGGCGACAGCCAUGGUAGUGAUUCUUGCACAACAGCUUUACUUUUUCCCUUUUGUCACACUUUAACAAUUGAACUGUUAAAUUUGAGGGGAAGGUGGGUGGUUUUAAUGUAAACACAGUUUCUAUAAUCUGAACACAAUAAUUUUUCCCUUUUGAGAAAUCCUUUUGUAUUAUGAGGGUUGAUGGCUAUUUCUGUAGUUUGAAAACAUCUAACAUAGAUUUGCACUGACAAGAUAAAACUGCGAGGAUCUGGCCCAAGAAUUGAGGGCCAGCUGUAACUUUUCCAAGGGAAGGUUUACAUGAUUUGUAUCGAUGUCUGCUAUUUUGUAUACGAAUAUAUUGAACAUCUGUAAGAGAUUCAUUUUCAUGUAUCGUCAAAGAGAAACCUAUUUUACAGAGGAAAACUCUAUGGUGUUGCUGCAGCAUUCACAGAGGGGUGGCAGUUCCAAUGAAUGACUGAGUGGCCUGUGGGGGUGUAGCAGGUACCUUUUCGGAAGUGAGUCUGUACCACGGUGAUUUGUGUGUAGGCUUCUCCUGAGAUGCAGGGGGCACACAGUCGUUUCCGUGAGGCGCUGAGGCUUAUGCGUGCGCAUCACCCGGAGUCACUGGGCAGUCACACUAGUAAUUCCUUUCGAUUUGGCAUGAAACCUGCCUGAGACAGCUUUUUCUUUUUUUUCUUUUUUUUCUUUUUUUUUUUUUUUGGUCAGGUGGACUUGGGAAUGGAAAUUCUUGAGGAUUUCUAAAGUAGAAAUCUUCUCAGAAAGCUAGUUUUUGGGUAAAUUCCAUGUUGACAGAAUUCCUAGAUAGCUUUCAUUGACUUUGUGUAACAAUACCGUUUAAGCCUUAAAUCACAGAUAUGUGCCUUCUCAGAUACAGUGAUUCUCGUUCACCCAGUGUACAUAACCCAUAAAGAAGCCCCUUGCAGAUAAUGUCUGAUGUGCUUGUUCCUUCCUUGGAAGGGAGCACUGUGUGCAAAUGUUGGGUUUCUUUGUCCUCCUUAAGCCACAUUUGAGGUUUAUGGUGACAUCGACUUCUGAGUUUGCUGUUUGGUUUUGCUGGAUUCCUUUUGAGGAAUGGGAAGAGCGACAGAUGUUCCAUGUGGGUAAUAGAAGAGUGAUGUGGGACAGAAUGCGAUCACGGAAGAAAGGGGCGUGGAAAGCCAGUAAGUACCGUUCUAGUUGCUCGGCAUCCUUAGUUUCGUGUUCUGCGGUUGACCUGUCACUGUGUGCUUCUAUCAGUAAUGCAAUCCUUAUUCAAUGUAAAAUUCUUUUGGUUUUUGUCAUAGGCAUAAAUUAAUGUUUCGAGAGACGCCGCUUCACCUGUUCAUUUCUUUUGUGUUGAAAUGAAGUACUUAAAAUUACUGUUAUACAUGAACUUUGUGAACUGUAAGAUUCUGUUACGUAUGUUCAGAUGCCUUUUAGCUGGCUUUUUAAUUAAUAUGCCUGUUUUGAGUGCUUAAUACAAUGUAAUGUGAUUGUAAAUCAUAAACGUAUUUUAAAUCAUUCCCUCCUGUAUAUUUGUACUCUGAGAGAGCCUUAUUUUAUUCUUCCAGCAGAGUUACUACUUGUGAUAGUUCAUUCACAUUCCCCAGAAUGUGCCUCUGGUGUGGAUUUUGUAUUCUUAUUAAAAGUGUUUGCUGCAGUA